Messenger RNA from Penicillium canescens, 453 nucleotides. RefSeq names its product RICIN domain-containing protein. The record is from RefSeq and is a predicted model, not a curated record. Bases 1 to 453 code for a protein of 150 amino acids. Lineage: Eukaryota; Fungi; Ascomycota; Eurotiomycetes; Eurotiales; Aspergillaceae. The transcript has 2 exons.
AUGAAGGCCUUUUUCGGACUUGGCGCUCUUGCAGCCCUCUGCCAGUCGGUAUACAGCCUGGAGAAUGGUCUCUACACGAUCGGAUCAGCUAUCACUGGUGGCUCUUUGGUAUUGACCGCCCAUAGUAGCUCGCCUGGUAUACCCCUCGACUUUACUGAGAACCAUGGAGAUUCCAGUCAGGUUUGGGACUUCUCUUCAAGUGAUGGUCAAUACUUCUUGGUCAAGAAUCGACUUGGCGCGUACAUCAACUGCGAGGAAGGCUCUGUUUGUUAUACCGGCGGUUCUCCUCAGGCAUUUAUCCCGGAGUUCGCGGGCGAUGGCAAAUAUGAGCUUGUUGCACAGGGUUCUGGGCUAUUCCUGCGUGCCGAUGACCAGGGACAAUUGCUGUUGGUUGAAUAUGACCGGAGUCCUAAUGAGCAGUUCUUCUUGUCCCCGGCUCCAGCUCAAGAGUAA